Messenger RNA from Fonsecaea pedrosoi CBS 271.37, 408 nucleotides. RefSeq lists its product as uncharacterized. Bases 1 to 408 code for a protein of 135 amino acids. Lineage: Eukaryota; Fungi; Ascomycota; Eurotiomycetes; Chaetothyriales; Herpotrichiellaceae. The transcript is spliced from 2 exons. The record is from RefSeq and is a predicted model, not a curated record.
AUGGCGGCGGAUAUUGCUCGAGCAUCGAUCUUGUUUGCCAUUUUUGCCCGUGCUUAUAAGGUCUUUGGUGACGACAACGACGACUGGAUGCUCAUCAAGGAUCUUCUCAAGAUGGGACCAGAAGCGACCGAAGAAGCGUUUGACUGCCUUCUCAAAGAUCACGGCUUGAGGCUUGAUGGACACCUGUUAUCGAUUACAGAGACGACCGAACCGCGAACCCGCAGCACGGAUGACAGUCCAUCAAGCCAUCCUGCGUCAUCAGCAGGUCCAGACGAACAGUCGUACAUUGGAAAACGGCCACCAGACGCCAUGGUUUUGAUGCUCGCAUGGACUCAUUUAUUGAGCAAUAUCGACCUGGAUUUCAAAAAGUUGGGGGAGACAUUUGGUGUCUCGGAAAGCGAAGCGUAA